Molecule: messenger RNA, 3042 nt
Organism: Dioscorea cayenensis subsp. rotundata (Guinea yam)
Lineage: Eukaryota; Viridiplantae; Streptophyta; Magnoliopsida; Dioscoreales; Dioscoreaceae
Product: trihelix transcription factor GTL1-like
Exons: 3
Coding region: 525-2648 (707 amino acids)
Source: RefSeq, a predicted model, not a curated record
GUUAAGUAAUGUUAGGCUUGCAAGAAAGCAAAGUAAGCACUCGUGACAACGCAGCAGCGGUAGCAGCAUCUCGUUUGUUUUUUCAUUCAUUCCCCCUCAUCUCUCUUCUCUAUCAUCAUCAUCUCUCUCUCUCUCUCUUCUGUAGUCCUUUAUCUCUACUUCUCCUCAUCUUAAUUCCAUGUAUAUAAGUUUGUAACCGGUAUUCCUUUGUAUUUUUUAAGCUCUUUUCUUUCUUCUCUUCUCUCUCUCUCUCUCUCUUUCCAGUUGUCCAUGCUUCCAUCUUUUUCACCACUUCAUAGAUAUAGAAAGAGAGAGAUAGAAAGAGAAAGAGAGAGAGAGGGACUGUGUGGGAGUAGCAGUAGCAGUAGUAGCAGUGAGAAUUAUUCCUUAAGGGAAGAGGGACUUUGUGAGUUGUUGUUGUAGUAGUAGUAGUAGUAGUAAUAGAGAUAGAUAGAUAGAUAGAUAGAUAGAUAGUUAGUUAGUUAGAAAGCCAAGUGCCUGCCUGUCUGGUUUGAGUUUGAAUUAUGCAGCAAGGAGGAGGAGGAGGAGGGUCCCAGUAUGGGGCACCUCCGCCGCCGGAAAUGCCUCCAUUCGGUAUCUCCACCACUGACCAGCCUGAGGCUGCUUCACCGAUCAGCAGCCGUCCACCACCCAACUUUGAUGAAUUGGCCCCUGCUGUGCCUGGUCCUCCUUUUCAAGAUGAUGACUCCCUUGCCGCUGCUGCUGCCGUAGAUGACACUGACCGUGGUGGUCUCCCUGGCAACCGCUGGCCUAGACAAGAAACCUUAGCCCUUCUCAAGAUCCGUUCUGAGAUGGACUCCGUUUUUAGGGAUGCCACCCUUAAAGGCCCUCUCUGGGAAGAGGUCUCAAGGAAGUUGGCGGAGUUGGGGUACAUGAGGAGUGCUAAGAAGUGCAAAGAAAAAUUUGAGAACGUACAUAAAUACUACAAGAGGACUAAAGAAGGUCGAGCUGGCCGGCAAGACGGCAAAAGUUACCGGUUUUUCAGCCAACUUGAAGCACUCCAUAGCAGCAGCGGCGCAGCCAGUUCCGCCGCCAACCCCAACCCUUCUCCACCACCAUCCAUCGGAGUACUCCCUGGCUUGUCAGGUACCUCUUCAAGAUUACACACAACUCCUAUCUCCGCUUCACCGAUAACCACAGCAGCACCGGCCUCCGGCGUUGCUGGCAUUGCUGGCAUUAGUCUCUCCUCCAACACUUCCUCAGAGGACUCGGACGACGAAGACACUGAGGAGAUGGUUACUGGAGAAGGAAGGAAGAGGAAACACCCUCACAUUGGCCAAGGUGAUAGCUCCGGUGGUAGCAGCAGCACUAGCCGGAAAAUGAUGGCUUUUUUUGAGGGAUUAAUGAAGCAAGUGAUGGAAAGACAAGAGGCAAUGCAGCAAAAGUUUUUGGAAACAAUAGAGAAGAGAGAACAAGACAGGAUGAUCAGAGAAGAAGCUUGGAAGAGACAAGAGAUGGCGAGGUUGAACCGAGAGCACGAGCUAAUGGCACAAGAGCGAGCAAUGGCGGCGUCGAGAGACGCUGCUGUGAUUUCUUUCUUGCAAAAGAUCACUGGCCAAACAAUUUCCAUCCCCACCCCUACCACUACGACGACUAUCCCAGCUGCAUCGGCACCACAGAUGAUAGUCACACCGGUAUCGGUUUCAGUAUCAACUCCAACUCCGCAGCCGACUACUACGAAGCCAGCGCAGCAGCCACUGGUGCAGAAUAGUAUGGAGAUUGUUAGGCAUCAGGUGUCAGUCUCGUCGGAGCUCGGCAUUGUUCCGGUACAACAAGAGAGUCAUGAGGCUAUGGGGUCAUCUUCGUCGUCGAGGUGGCCGAAGGCUGAGGUGCAUGCAUUGAUUCAACUACGUAGUGGGCUUGAGUAUAGAUAUCAAGAAGCUGGACCUAAAGGACCUUUAUGGGAGGAGAUCUCAUCGGAGAUGACGAAGCUUGGGUUUAAUCGGAGCUCGAAGAGAUGCAAAGAGAAGUGGGAGAACAUUAACAAGUACUUCAAGAAGGUGAAGGAGAGCAACAAGAAGAGGCCUGAGGAUGCUAAGACCUGCCCUUAUUUCCACCAGCUUGAUGCACUUUACCGUAGGAAGCUCGCAGCCGGCGGCGGCGGCGGUAGCAGUAGCGUUGUCUCCAGCCAAGCUCUUCAAACAGAAACCACCAGUUCUAAUCCAGUUCGACAAGACAAUACAAUGCAAUCUCCUCAGCAGGUGCCACCAGCAAUGGUGGUGCCGGAGACCGAAGGUAAGAGUGAUGGUGGUGGUGGUGGUGGUGCUCAAAUACCAACAAGCAAUGGAGGAACUUCAACGACAUUCUUCGAAGAAACAAGCAGUGGCUCAGUGAUGAAGAAGCCAGAAGACAUUAUGAAGGAGCUGAUGGAGCAACAGCAACAGCAGCAGCAGCACCCAGUGGUCGCCAUGGAAGAUUAUGACAAGCUCGAAGAACAUGAGAGUGAUAACAUGGAUGAGGACGACGAAGACGACGAGGAUGAAGAUGAUGGUAAGAUGCAGUAUGAGAUCCAGUUUCAAAGACCCAAUGUCAGUGCCAGCGGUGCCUCAGCCAGUUCAGGCAACACAACAUCAAGCACAACCACUGCCACGGCGACCGCCGGUUCUUACAUGGCGAUGGUUCAGUAGAUCAUCGAGGAAAUUUUAUCGGAAAUUCCAAUCUUGUACCAUAUGUACUUAAGUGUCGUCGUGGUCAGCAUCAUCAUCAUCAGCGUAGAUUCCGGUGAACACUUCAACGGAGCUGCUCUGGGCAUUGAUUAAUGAUUCAUUCAUCCUUGCAUCUGCUUCUUAUUCUUCUUCAACUCCUUCCUUCCAGUCAGUGUUUAUCUAGUGAUAUAGAUUUGGAUCGUUUUGUUAUUUUAUUUAUUUGUUUGUGUAAUAAGAGGGGAUGAUGAACAUAGGACCCAACAAAGAAUGAGAAAUAAGAAAGAGAGACAUAUAGAGAAAGAGGUUCAGAGUCCGGCUUGUACAUUGAAUUGGAGAACAAAAUUCUAUAUCAAAGCCCCAUUACUUCUUCUUCUUC